This is a messenger RNA of Pseudozyma flocculosa PF-1, 1065 nucleotides long. RefSeq lists its product as uncharacterized. The coding region runs from base 1 to 1065 and encodes 354 amino acids. The transcript has 4 exons. The record is from RefSeq and is a predicted model, not a curated record. Lineage: Eukaryota; Fungi; Basidiomycota; Ustilaginomycetes; Ustilaginales; Ustilaginaceae. Gene Ontology annotation, cellular component: fungal-type vacuole; plasma membrane.
AUGGCCGCCAGAAGAUCGACGCCCGCCAGGACGCACGCCCUCGCCGUCGCGCUCGUCGCCUCGGCCUCGGCCUCGGCCGUCAGCGCUCGAGAGUACAAUGGCAUCCUCAAGUACCAGCCCAGCAUCCCCGGCAACGCCGUCAUCGGCGCAGUCUACACGCUCCUCGCCGCCGUCUUCUUCUACUACGUCUGGCGCCACAAGACGAAAUGGGCCCUCUGCCUCCCCAUCGGCGCAGCCUGCUCGGCCGUCGGCUUCUUUAUCCGCUGCGCCCUCGACCCGGACACGGUCACCACCGGCAUCUACGCCACCAUGAUGCUCCUCGUCGUCCUCAGCCCCGCCGCCUUCCUCGCUUUCAACUACCUCCUCUACGGCCGCUGGAUCGCCGCACUCGACCCCGACUUUGGACGCCAGCCCCUCUCGGACAGGCAGGCCCAAAAGAACCGCAAGUGGUACCACCGCAGGCGCGACGGCCCCCUCCUCGAGCGCUCCCACUACUCGCUCCUGCCCCCGCGCCUCGUCGGCCGCUUCUUUAUCUGGUCCGACGUCUUUACCUUCCUCAUCCAGUCCGCCGCCGGCGGCAUCCAGGCCUCGGCCGACGCCGACUACAAAAAGGCCCAGCUCGGUGACAACCUCUUCCUCGCCGGUGUGACGCUGCAGGGCAUCAGCUACCUCGUCUUUACGCUGCUCAUCGUCGUCGCCGUCUUCCGCAUGCGCAAGCUCGGCGGCGCGCAGCGCAGCAGCCGCUUCCUCCCCGCCAACCACCCCAUCAUGAAGAUGUUCUUCCUCUUUCUCUUUUCGAGCCUCUGCAUCAUUAUCCGUUCCGUCUACCGUAUCGUCGAGUUCAGCCAGGGCUACGACGGCUACCUCAACCGGCACGAGAUCUAUCUGUUCCUCCUCGACGCCCUGCCCCUGAUCCUCGCCAUCGGCACAUGGGUCGCCAUCUGGCCCAGCACCCUCCUCGACAAGGGCGCACAGAGGGUGCGCGAGGACCUCCAGCUCACCUCGGUCGAGAGCGGAGAGCUAAAGGCCAACCCGCCCUCGCCUCCGAUGGUGGCGACUCGGUGA